AUGACAAAGCAACGCCAUCGGUGCCUUACACAGUUUUUCCUGCUGUUGUUGUUGUGCAUAUGCCCUCUGAUAAUAGCUCAACAAGAUUUCUAUCAACAAAACCAAUACUCAACACCAUCUUCAUCGUCAUCAUCGAACUAUGAUGUCUACAACAACAAUAAUAAUCCAUAUUUAAACAACAACAAUGAUCCCUUUAAUCAAAAUAUAAAUGAUCGAACACGUUAUCGUACCGAUAAUAAUAAUCUGAAUGAUUUGGAUCAGCAGGAUUAUGGUGGUAAACGCACGUCAUAUGGUGAUGAUGAACCCUCAUUGAAUCGUGGCAAAACGUCAUACAAUGUUAAGACCUCAUUUCUGGAGGCAUAUCAUGCCAAAGAACCCACCUAUUUUAUUGUUGCAUCACGUAUGGUACGUCCUGGCCUCAUAUAUCAGGUAUCCGUAAAUAUACUGCAGGCUCAGUAUCCAACAACGGUACAUGCUAGUAUCUCAUGUGAUGGGGUACAGAUUAGUGGCGAAUCGAAAGAAGUUAAGGAGGGUGUACCGGAAACGUUGUUAAUGCGUGUCCCACCCACAAGUGUUAGCGGCGAAUAUAAGCUGCGUGUAGAGGGAUUUUACAACAACGUAUUUGGUGGUUUGGCAUUUAUCAAUGAGACCCGUUUGACAUUUUCACAACGGUCAAUGACCAUAUUCAUUCAAACGGACAAACCACUGUAUAUGCAAGGUGAAACGGUACGUUUUCGCAGUAUACCAAUUACAACGGAAUUGAAAGGUUUCGACAAUGCCAUUGAUGUUUAUAUGUUGGAUCCAAAUCGUCACAUUGUACGACGUUGGUUGUCAAGGCAAUCAAAUUUGGGUUCCGUCUCAUUGGAAUAUAAACUAUCCGAUCAGCCAACAUAUGGCGAAUGGACAAUACGUGUUAUCGCCCAAGGGCAAACUGAAGAAAGUCACUUCACCGUCGAGGAAUACUAUCAAACACGUUUCGAAGUUAAUGUAACAAUGCCGGCGUACUUUUUCAAUACCGAUCCGUAUAUUUAUGGUACUGUCAUGGCCAACUUUACAAGUGGUGCACCGGUCAAGGGUAAUCUAACGAUAAAGGCCUCAAUACGACCCAUCGGUUAUUUCAGCAAUCAGGCACUGAAUGAAAAAUUCCGUUUGGGUAGAUCACCGCUGGAGAUGUCCACCACCCUGGAACAUGAACACCAGUUGCGUUACAAUCAAAAUUACAAUCCAACACAAUACAAUCCGAAUAUCAUCAAUACCGAUUAUCCAACACAAUUGCCACAAGAUCAACAAUUCAAUUUCAAUCAAUAUGUCAUCGAACGCAAUUAUCAAUUCGAUGAGGAGUGGCCGUUUUGGGUACAGAAACCAGAUGUACCGGAAACAUUUGAUCCGUGGACUGGUGAAUAUAAGAAAACGCUGCCCUAUUUGCGUUAUUUCAACGGCACCUUUAAUUUCAAAUGGCCAAUGCGUGAAUUGGAGGGCUUGGUGCCGAAUUUGGCCAAUAUGGAAGUGCUGAUUACGGCCACGGUGGGAGAGAAGUUCUAUGAUGAAAUUAUAUCCGGUUAUUCGAUUGCCCGGGUAUACAAUUCAAGUAUCCGUGCCAAAUUCCUUGGCGAUACACCGCAGGUGUUUAAACCUGCCAUGCCAUUUACCGCUUAUGUGGCUGUGGAAUAUCAUGACGGAUCUCCCAUCGACGAGAAUAUAUUGCGCCAAGGUUUUAUGGAGGUGAAUGGUUUUGUGGAGAGUAAAUCGGGUGGACGACGGGAUUGGCCAGCUCAACGUUUGAAAAUGAUGACGCAGUCACCUGGUGUGUGGGAAGUUAAAGUCGAUUUGCGCCAUGACCUGCAGUUGGACGAACGUGCCCAGUCUAGAGAUUUCCUUAAUGGCGUUUCACAGAUGCGUUUGCAGGCACAAUUUGUAGAUCCCCGAGGCGAGAGGGCACAAACUGAAUUGUUAUUGGUGGCCCAUUAUUCACCGCGUAACCAACACAUUAAAGUAACCACCAGUACUGAGUCACCUGUUGUUGGCGAGUAUAUUAUCUUCCAUGUUCGUACCAACUUCUUUUUGGAAGAUUUCCAUUAUCUGAUCAUGUCCAAGGGUGUUAUUCUAAUGAAUGACCAUGAGUCGAUAAGGGAGGGUAUCAAGACAAUUGCAGUGGUCCUUAGUGCGGAGAUGGCGCCGGUGGCAACCAUUGUUGUUUGGAAAAUUACACAGCAAGGGCAAAUUGUUGCCGACUCCUUGACCUUCCCUGUCAAUGGCAUAUCAAGGAAUAAUUUCACAGUGUAUAUUAAUAAUCGCAAGGCCAGAACCGGCGAGAAAGUGGAGGUGGCAAUUUUCGGUGAACCAGGUUCUUAUGUGGGUUUGUCGGGUAUUGACUCAGCUUUCUAUACCAUGCAGGCUGGAAAUGAGUUGACCUAUGCCAAGGUCAUUACCAAAAUGUCGACGUUUGAUGAGCAGACUAAUGGAACCUAUAAACAAAUAUGGCACUCCCAUGCCGGUAAUCCCGACGAAUUAGUCUAUUAUCCUGCCUCGUCAUUUGGCAUCGAUGCCAAUCGGACGUUUGAGUAUUCCGGUUUGGUUGUCUUCACCGAUGGUUAUGUGCCGAGGCGAUAUGACAAUUGUAAUGCCUCUUUGGGUUAUGGUGAAUGUUUAUCGGGACGUUGUUAUCGCUUGGAAAAGAAAUGCGAUGGCUUGUUCGAUUGUGACGAUGGCACAGAUGAAAUUGGUUGUCGCGUACGCAACGAUACGGAUUUGGAAAAUUAUCGCAAAUAUCGUUUCAAUCGUGUACUGAGGCACUAUGAAAAUGUGUGGCUUUGGCGUGAUGUUAAUAUUGGUCCUCACGGACGUUAUAUCUUCAAUAUUGAGGUGCCGGAUAGACCUGCCUACUGGAUGGUUAGUGCGUUCAGUGUAAGUCCCUCCAAAGGAUUUGGUAUAUCUAAACAGCCGAUUGAAUAUGUGGGUGUACAGCCGUUCUUCAUAAAUGUUGAAAUGCCAACCGAUUGCCGUCAGGGCGAACAGAUCGGUAUACGUGUCACAGUAUUCAAUUAUAUGACGACGCCCAUCGAAGCCAUUGUCGUACUGCACGGCAGUCCUGAUUAUAAAUUUGUUCACGUUGAAGAGAAUGGUAUUGUGAGGUCGUAUAAUCCACGAACAUCCUUUGGCGAGCAUCAAUUCUUCAUCUACUUGGAAGCUCAGGGAACAUCAAUUGUUUACGUGCCGAUUGUACCACAACGUUUGGGUGACAUUGAUGUCACGCUACAUGUGGCCACGUUGUUGGGUACCGAUGAAAUAACACGACGUCUGCACGUUGAAGCUGAUGGUUUGCCACAAUAUCGCCAUCAAUCCAUACUGCUGGAUCUGUCGAAUCGUGCCUAUGUCUUUGAAUAUAUGCAUGUGAAUGUGACACAAACGCCGGAGAUACCCUACCAGGCAGAUCGUUACUUUGUCUACGGUUCGAAUAAGGCACGCAUCUCAAUUGUGGGUGACGUUGUGGGACCGAUUUUCCCCACAAUGCCCGUGAAUGCCACCUCCCUAUUGUAUCUGCCCAUGGAAUCCGCCGAACAAAAUGCCUUCUCAUUUGCUGCCAACAUGUACACUCUGCUGUAUAUGCGUCUAAUCAAUCAAAGGAAUAAAACUCUGGAGAAAAAUGCCUUCUAUCACAUGAACAUCGGGUAUCAACGCCAGCUAAGCUACAUGAAACCGGAUGGCUCGUUUUCACUGUUCCGUUCGGAUUGGAAUAACUCAGCAUCCUCUGUGUGGUUGACAGCCUAUUGUGUGCGUAUUUUCCAAGAGGCCUCUUUCUAUGAAUGGGAAAACUUUAUCUACAUCGAUUCGACGAUAAUUGAAAAGAAUAUCAGAUGGCUUUUGCAACAUCAAACACCUGAGGGAGGUUUCUAUGAAACCACCUGGUUGCCAGAUCGCAAAAUGAAUCGUACUAAUUUUGCAAACAACACAGCGCUGCAGAAUCGUAAUAUCACCCUGACGUCGCAUGUUCUCAUAACUCUGGCCACCGUCAAAGAUUUGUCGGGAUCAUUGGGAGCUCGUGUGGCAUUAGCCCAACAAAGAGCGAUAUCGUGGAUUGAACGUAACAUGCAAUUCCUGCAGGAUACACCCGAGCCCUAUGAUGUUGCCAUUGCCGCUUAUGCAUUGCUGUUGAAUAAAUCGCCAAUGGCAGAACAUGUUUUCGGCAUACUACAAAGGCAUGCACGCAUUGUGGGUGAUUUCAUGUAUUGGGGUAACAGCGAGCUGCCGCCACCACCUAAAAAAUUGGAAAAUCAAAAAUGGUUCUCGUUGCCACGUCUGCCCUAUGAAUAUGAUUCGCUUAAUAUCGAAACAACAGCCUAUGCUCUACUGGUUUAUGUAUCGCGACGUGAGUUCAUUAUUGAUCCGAUCGCUCGUUGGUUGAACGCUCAGCGUUUGAAUGAUGGUGGUUGGGCCUCAACACAGGAUACAAGUGCGGCAUUGCGUGCGUUAGUCGAAUACACGGUGCAUUCACGUAUUCGUGAGGUAUCCUCGUUGACGGUGGAAAUUGAAGCCUCCUCACAGGGUGGAAAGACCCAAACGUUACACAUUGACGACAAAAAUUUGGCACAAUUACAAUCGAUUGAGAUUCCAAAUGCCUGGGGUACUGUGAAAGUUCAAGCCAAGGGUGCCGGUUUUGCCAUUCUGCAAAUGCAUGUCCAGUACAAUGUUGAUAUUGAGAAAUUCCAAACGAAACCACCAGUUCCGGCAUUUGGUUUAAAGGUCAAACCCAUAUUCCAUGGUAGAAAUCAGUCUCACAUUUCCUAUUUGGCAUGUCAAAAUUGGAUUAAUCGUCAAGAAUCUGAACGUUCAGGUAUGGCUGUUUUAGAUGUUACAAUACCGACUGGCUAUUGGAUACAACAACAAAAACUUGAUUCAUAUGUCCUCAGCAAUCGUGUACGCAAUUUACGCCGAGCUAAAUAUCAAAAUUCGAAAGUUAUAUUCUAUUUCGAUUAUCUCGAUCAAGAAGAUGUAUGCGUUAAUUUCACAAUUGAACGUUGGUAUCCCGUUGCCAAUAUGUCUAGAUAUUUACCAAUACGUGUCUAUGAUUACUAUGCUCCGGAACGUUUUAAUGAAACAAUAUUCGAUGCCCUGCCAACGUAUCUUUUGAAUAUCUGUGAAGUAUGUGGUAGUUCACAGUGUCCAUAUUGUUCUAUAUAUAAUAUGGGAUGGCGAGCCUCAAUGUCUGUAUCACUGAUUGUGUUUAGCGUUUUUGUCUACUUAAUGCGCAGCCGUACCCAUGUUCUGCUCAAUGUAAUACACCUAAUGGGCGUUUAGUCGACCUCUUUAAAUAGCCAGUCCAAAAUACCACAAAAAACAAUUUCCCAAGAAGUAGUAAAUCAAGUGUAUUAUUAGUGUUUUUUAUUUUAUUUUUAUUAUUAACUUAUAAGAAACAAAGAA
Messenger RNA from Musca vetustissima, 5418 nucleotides. It is a transcript of the gene Mcr, whose product is annotated as CD109 antigen. Gene Ontology annotation, cellular component: extracellular region. Gene Ontology annotation, molecular function: endopeptidase inhibitor activity; protein binding. The record is from RefSeq and is a predicted model, not a curated record. The coding region runs from base 1 to 5295 and encodes 1764 amino acids. The transcript is spliced from 6 exons. NCBI's taxonomy places the organism in Eukaryota, Metazoa, Arthropoda, Insecta, Diptera, Muscidae.